This is a messenger RNA of Labrus bergylta (ballan wrasse), 1603 nucleotides long. RefSeq names its product peroxisomal biogenesis factor 10 (gene pex10). Gene Ontology annotation, cellular component: peroxisomal membrane. The record is from RefSeq and is a predicted model, not a curated record. Gene Ontology annotation, biological process: protein import into peroxisome matrix. Lineage: Eukaryota; Metazoa; Chordata; Actinopteri; Labriformes; Labridae. Gene Ontology annotation, molecular function: zinc ion binding.
UUCAUUCGUUGUCAGGGGAACAACUUCCGCUGCUUCCUGGUGUUUGCUAGCUGCAUUUAUUUUUUAAACUACAAAUGAGGAAUAUUAUUCCAUAUUCCGACAGAAAGCGACUGAAAUGCACAUUUUGUUUUAGAUAAUUGUUUCCGUGAGUUUAUCGUUUUUUUGCUUGGUUGUUUUGGCGCUGACUGUUAGCUAAAUUGAGCAUUUAGCAGUUUGUAGGCUAACGAAAAGGACUACAGGACUACAGUAGUGACGUCCUGCUGUGUGGAUAAGGACUUUUUAUCCGGAGUUUUUUCUCUCUGUCAAACUUUGGCCUCUUGAUAUUAAUAUUUUAUCAUGAACAUAUCUUCCUUUUUAAUACAUUAGAGUCGGAAAUCGUCUCUCUAAUGUCCGCUGAAGAUGCCCUUAGCUCCUGCUAAUCAGUCUCAGUUGAUUCGCUCGAGUCAGAAGGACGAAUUUUAUCAAACCUUCCUGAGAAACAACGCCAACGAAACUUUUCAGACUCUUGCUGGAUCGAAACGAUGGCUGGACUGGAGGAGAGAGAUAGAGCUGCUGUCAGACCUUGCAUACUACGGUUUAACAACAUUCUCAGGUUUUCAAACUCUGGGAGAAGAGUAUGUCAACAUCGUCCAGGUGGAUCCCACUAAACGUCGGAUCCCGUCCCGGGCCAGACGAAGCCUCUUAGUCCUCUGUCACGCCUUCUUCCCUUACCUCCUGGACAAGGUCCUGAUGUGCCUGGAGAACGAGCUAGAAGCUGGGCAGGAGAGCGCCGGUGGUGUCAGUCGGCGGCAGGCGGCGUCCUGGAGGUGGAGCUUGGAGUCGUGGCUGAAGAAGUGGAUGCAGCACGCCGUGGGGCUGCUUUCAGAGCCGCAGAGGAAGGCGUGUGUGCCGGUGGUUUUUGUCCUCCAGCAGAGUCUGACCCUCCUCCACCGCCUGCAUGUGGCGCUGUUCUACGUCAGCGGCUCCUUCUAUCACCUGUCCAAGAGAGCGGCUGGUAUCAGCUAUCUGCGUGUGAUUGGGCGGGACGGCGAUGACGCGACCAUCAGCAGCAGCUACCGGCUGUUGGGAGCCGUGUCCCUCCUCCAGCUGCUCAUCACCGUGUGUCUGCAGCUCAACAACUUCCGGCAGAGACAGAGAGCCAGGCAAGAGUGGAAGCUCUACAGAAACCUCAGUCCUCAGCGCACACAGAGCUCCAGCUCCAGAGCAGCUCGCUGCAUCCUCUGUCUGGAGGAGAGGAGACACUCCACCUCCACCCCCUGUGGACACCUCUUCUGCUGGGAGUGCAUCACAGAGUGGUGCAACACCAAGGCGGAGUGUCCUCUGUGUCGGGAGAAGUUCCAGCCUCACAGACUGGUUUACCUCAGGAACUACAGCUAGACCUGCAGAGUCUGAUCACACACACACACACACACACACACACACACACACACACACACACACACACACACACACACACACACACACACACACACACACACACACACACUUAUGGAGACAUAAACAGCCAACAUACCUUUGUGCUCUUUGAUUCUUUUUUCCCGUUUAAUUACCUCUUCAGAUGUCGAGGACAAGCUGUUGAUAGAGAAUAAACUUUUUGAUUGUA